AUGUCAAGUGGUGGUUCUUCCAGCAAUGAUUCCGCGGCACCGAUAAACAUCCCGUCGUCGCUUCGCAAUAGGCGUCAGGGAGGCGUUUCGUCCAUAGCGCAUUCUGUCGCGGAUGCCUUACAAUCAUGGACUCAGAAUUCAAAUCAAAUUAUGAGCACUUACAUGUCCGAUAAUAUCGCGGUACCAUCCUCCGUUGUAGGAGAUACUCUGGAACAAGGAUACCUCUCGCCGGCAAUGUCUCAUCGUUACUCAUAUAUUUCACCCGCGCAAGUUCGGCUACCUGAAUCAUAUCGCUCAGGAAAUCGUUCUCAAUAUGGAUCUUAUAUUCCUUCGAGUGCUGUUCCUAGUCUUGCACCAAUCAGCGGAAGUCCGGGCAACGAUAGACCAACAUGGUCAGGCUCCGCCCACGAAAAACAUAGGCGACCUAUCAAAGAACAUACCCCCCUCAUAAGGACUUCGUCAAAGACUUCUAUGACCUCCAUUCCUUUAUCAACGAUACAAGAUAAUGUUCCCGCAUAUAUCGGAUCAACUUUCAAUCAAUCGGUCCUCAAUUCUUGUAACAUUUUGAUUGGUAUCGGUAUUCUCGCAUUACCAUUGGGGUUUCGAUUCGCGGGAUGGGCGAUCGGGUUGGCAUUGUUUUUCUUCUGUUUGGCGGUGACAAAUUAUACCGCCAAAGUACUUGUGAAAUGCUUGGAGUAUGAUGAGGAUCUCCACACGUAUGCCGACAUGGGUGCCAUCGCUUUUGGAGAAGGCGUACGACUUAUAAUAUCUAUAUUAUUUUCUCUCGAAUUGCUCGCCUCGGCCGUCGCCGUGGUUAUUCUCGUCGGUGAUUCUCUGCACGCAAUAUUUCCCGAUGUGUCUAUAACCGUUCUCAAAUUAAUUGCCUGGGGGAUUAUGGCACCCUUGACGUUGAUAGCUAUUCGCUACCUGUCAUAUUUUUCUUUGUUGGGUAUAUUUUCUGCAAUCUCAUUGACACUUGUCUUGAUAAUUGACGGAUUUACAAAGUCUGAAAGACCUGGAAGUCUGGUGGAUCCUAUGCCAACGGAGUUAUUCCCUACCACAUGGGGUGCGGUUCCUAUGAGUUUCGGGCUAAUUAUGGCCGGAUUCACCGGGCAUUCUGUAUUUCCCUCGGUGUAUCGUGAUAUGCAAGAACCUCAAAAGUUCACUAAGGUG
Molecule: messenger RNA, 1173 nt
Organism: Acaulospora morrowiae
Lineage: Eukaryota; Fungi; Glomeromycota; Glomeromycetes; Diversisporales; Acaulosporaceae
Source: the annotation of a GenBank genome assembly